This is a messenger RNA of Gossypium arboreum, 3567 nucleotides long. RefSeq lists its product as uncharacterized. NCBI's taxonomy places the organism in Eukaryota, Viridiplantae, Streptophyta, Magnoliopsida, Malvales, Malvaceae. The coding region runs from base 2153 to 2743 and encodes 196 amino acids. The transcript is spliced from 2 exons. The record is from RefSeq and is a predicted model, not a curated record.
CAUGUCUUUUGUAUUAAAGAAUUAAAUGGAUGAAAUAUGAAGUUUUAUUAAAAGAAAAAGGGGUGAAAAGAACAAAGUUUUGUCCAUCUUUGUUCAUCAUAGCUGAAAGUUAGAGAAGAGAAAGGAGAGGAGAAAGCUCUUGAGUAUUCGGUCAUUAGGAGGAGGAAAAUUGAAGGCUGUUCGUGUGUGGAUCUCGUCAGCAUAUCGUCGCAAACUGUGUGUAACUAACACCCUCUUUCUUAGUCUAGAUCGGCAAAAGCCGAAAAGCCGAAAUGCAAAAAAUCGGUAUUUUAUAGAUUUUCGAGUGUGCGAAUGCUCGUGAGGUAAAUCGAUUAAUGUUUUUGGUAAGUUGCAAAAUUUGGACUGCAAAGUGUAUGAUUUCUGUGCCCUCGAUAUUUUUGGGCUUAAUGGGCCAAAAUUUGAAAUGAUGGGCCAACGGGCCCAAUUCGGUAAGAACCCUCGGUACGUGAUUCUGUAGUACGUGAAAGGUAGGAAUAUGCAUGAAAAACUCUAAAAUAGAUAAUUACUGAAAUACCUUUAAAAGUGGAAAAUUUACAGUUUUACCCCUAGGAGAUAAAUUACCAAAUACCCCUAGGGUUAAAUUGACUUAAAUGCAUGUUUGAUUGUUGUUAUUUAUGCAUGCCAUGUUGUUAUCAUCUGAUGCAUGAGAUUGGGAUAUUGACGAGGAAGUCUCGAAAGUGGCUUGUCCACGUCUUGGAGGCUUUGCCUCAAUUCUUCGAUAAUCGAGCAGUUAAGGUCAAGAAUGUGGAGUGUUAAAUGGGUGGGUUGAGCUAUUCCCACAUGGAGUGUAUGGCUGGUACGGGUGGAGUGUAGUGGUUGGUGGGUUGAGUAGUCUUCCCAAAUGGGCUUGCAUAUGUUUCUUGAUGUUGCAUGUAUUUUGAAAUGGGCCUAUGGGCCAUCAUGUUAUCUGAAUAAGGGCUAAGGCCCGGUUUAUUGUGAUCUGAAAAGGGCUCGCCCAGCAUCUUUAUUACUGAAUGGGCUUAGGCCAAUAGGCUUGAGUGACUUGGGCUUUGAAUGGGUUUUCCUUACACACCGAGUUUCCCCAAACUCACCCUUUUAUUUUCAUCCAUGCAGAAAUCCCCAACCAUAGUGGGCUUGAGUCGUGAGGAAUUUGAGUGGCCACCCGCUCGAAAGUUUGAUUUUCUUCCGUGAACUGGACAUCCUUUUAUUUACGUUUGAAGUUUUGGGCUUUUAAAUGUAAUAAGGCCACUUAAUUAUUUUGAUGGUUUUAAUAUGUAUUACUAAGAUAGGUAAUACUUAUUUUAACUGUUGAAAUUGGAUAGCUUUAGGGCGCGUUUUCAAAAACAACAAUUGAUUGCAAAAUAACACGACAACAAGCAAAGCUUCCGCAAUAAAAGUAUUUUCCAAAAUUAAUCACUUUUCCUAAAAAUGACUUAAUCAAAUCGGUUUUCCUAGAAAUAUCCAUGACGUUAAGGUGUGGCAAUGGUAGUAUGCAUGUCUAGGAUUGGAUCUGAAGGGAGCUUGGUACUUAAGCAGUCCGAUGGACUCACCACCUCUUUUUCGGUUUCCUACCUGGUGCACAGCUUCCAUUCACUUUAACCCUUAAUGAAUUAAUCUUUUGAACAUCAAGUACGAUUUUCUGGACUUAGAAUGGAAUUUUUUUUAACGUUUUUGAUGUGGCAUGCCGGAUCCGGCCUUAACGUCUGGGUCGGGUUUGGGGUGCUACAGAUAUUGCCAACAAGGUAAGAGUUCUUAGGGCUGAUCUCUCUGAUUCUAGACUGGUGCAAAAGAUACUUGUCUCCGUGCCUGAGAAAUAUGAAGCAACUAUUGCCUCUUUUGAGAACACAAAUGACUUGACUCAAUUGAGAGUAGUGGAGUUGAUUAAUGCUUUACAAGCACAAGAGCAGAGGAGGCUAAUGAGGUAGGAAGGAAGCAUAGAAAGAAGCAUAGAUAGAGCAUUAAAGGCUAAGAUGCAACAAGGCGAAAAAGGAGAGGAACAGAAGUGGAAUGGGAAGAAUAGUGAUUGUAAUAGCGGUUCAGAAACUGUUGCAAAAGGUAAUAGUACUGAAAGUUAUAAUAAGUAUUUGUCAUGUAAGUAUUGUGGAAAACAGAAUCAUCCCAUUUCAGGUGUUGGAAAAGGCCAGAUGUGAAAUGCAGAAGGUGUAACUUGAUGGGGCACAUUGAGAGGUUCUGCAAGGAACCGAGAAAUCAGCAGCAGGGUAGAGCACAUGCUGUAGUUAAAGAAGAAGAGGACCAUUUGUUUGUCGUCUCUUACUUCUCAUCAAGCAUUUUAUGUGACAGUUGGUUAGUUGAUAGUAGUUGUACCAACCAUAUGACUUAUGGUAGGAAGCUGUUUAAAGAUCUUGACAGGUUAUUUAAAUCGAAAGUAAGGAUAGGAAAUGGAGAAUACCUAGAAGUGAAGGGAAGAUGCACAGUAGCAAUAGAAAGUUGUGCUGGAACUAAGUUGAUUUCAGAUGUUCUGUUUGUACCUGAGAUUGAUCAAAACUUGUUGAGUGUAGGGCAAUUGGUAGAGAAGAGAUUCAAGGUUAUGUUCAAAGAGGGAAUGUGUUUGAUCCUUGACUCUAGUGGCAAUGAAUUGUUUAGGAUCAAGAUGCAGAAGAAGAGGUUCUCAUUGAAUCCAUUUGAGGAGGAGCAAGUGGCAUCCAAGUGUCAAGAAGAUAAUCCUAUCGUGCAAGAACAACUGCAAAUCAAGUGUUUUGAGAAUGGGGAGUUGCAUGCAAAGGUAACUCUCUUGCAGUAGCAAGUGACAUCUCUCUCUGAUAAACUAUCAUCUUUUGCACAUGAAAUAUCUGAAGAACAUGCUGAGAAGCCACGGAAAAAGAAUCUAUCUCAGGAGAUCAAGAGUAAUGUGCAACUUUUAGAAGAGAAUAGUGGGUUAUGUUUCCAAAAUCAAAAGCCAACUGAAGAAGCUUCAUAUGCGAAAGAAUUGAAUAUGUAGAUGUUGUUGAGUUUAAGAAUUUAGUUUGUAAGGUGAUUAAGCUUUCAAUGCAAAAUACAAAAUUGAAAAAGGAAUUAUUAUUUACGAGAAGAUUGGUUAAUCAAACUAUAAAUCGUAUUAAUAGCAAGUAUAGUGACAACACAAGAUCUUGGAAGAAGGGAAAGCACUCUGGCCACUCUCGUGACUUUUCUAGAGCAACUUGUGAUGAUUUUGAAUUAUGGAAUUUUGAUUUAGAUGGCAUUGCAUGCUAGGAAACAAUUAAAGCAACUUUUGAAGCUACACUAGUCGAGAAGGAAUUUAUAGAAGGCGAAUAUUAAAGAAACUGGUUUUCAGAGAUCAGAUGACUGAUAUUUUACUACAUUUUUAAUGUUAGUCGUUUUGAGUUUCUUAAGAAUAAAUUUGGUGUCUGCAGCACUUGAGUUAGGAGGAGAAUGUUAGUAUCUCAAGGCUGCAGCUAUUUUUAAAAUAAUAAGACUAAGUCUUAGGGGGAUUUGUUAACUUGUUAGUAGGAGGAGGAGUUGUUAGCUUGUUAGUAGCAAUUUGAAUUUAUUUCUUGUUGAGGAUGUUACUUGAAACUUGUAUAUAAGGGCUGCUUUGUUAAUCAAUUAAAUCAUCCCUUCAUUUCA